AUGGAUGCCAAGAAAAAGUAUUACAGAAUUGAUGGUAUGCCUCUUGCCAUGCAAGUUUGGAUAUAUGAAUGUUGUUCUGCUGUUGAUCUGAAUAUUGCUGAAAAGAAGACCAAUUGUAUUCCCAGACUGGUCAAUUGGAGGACCAGAAACAACAGAAUACAUUAUGAAUUCCUUAUGGAAGGAAUGUUCGGUGAUAACGGCAAUCCGUUAAAAUACAAAAACAUUCAACCUUCACUAAAGGAGAUUGCAUUUUAUCAGCUUCCAUCAAAGAGUGAUGCAAUCCCCGAGAAUACCUUUCAAAAUGUUGGCGACAAAGAUGAUGAGGAAGAUAAUGAUUUCACUUCAAAGCCUCCAAGUCAUAAGCCACACAAUAAAGAAAAAGGUAAACAGAAGGUAACUGUUUCAUUGUCCACAUCGAUCAAAAAGUUCAAUAUGCAUGCAGGUUCGAGUUGUAAGGAGAAAAGUCCACCAGUAUUGCAUGGUUACCGUAAGGCAAAGAGUACACCCUUUAGUUCUGUUUCAACCCCCUUGGAGAAUAAUGUACCAAUACAGGAGUUGCAUAAUCAGCCCGAUGAAUCUACCAACACUACACCACCAAGGAGUUCGAAACAACCUCAAGAUACCAAGGCAGGCGGAAUUGGUGACAUUGCAUACGAUAUGACGUAUGUGGAUGAUAUACCUCAACAGGGAUCAGCAUUUGUCGAGUACCUAAGUGAGGGUGAAGGCAUUCCAGUUCAAUACCUUGAUUCUAAGUUACACCGCAUCAGAUACGGUGCACUAUUGUGGCAAUAUGCAGUGAAGAAGAUGGAAGAAGGGGAUGUUAGCGAGAAUGAGGCACCACCCAGAAUGAUGAGGCCACCCGCAAGAAUCGAUAAUAGUCAACUUGUUAGGAUUGAUUAG
Messenger RNA from Solanum verrucosum, 900 nucleotides. RefSeq lists its product as uncharacterized. The coding region runs from base 1 to 900 and encodes 299 amino acids. Lineage: Eukaryota; Viridiplantae; Streptophyta; Magnoliopsida; Solanales; Solanaceae. The record is from RefSeq and is a predicted model, not a curated record. The transcript is spliced from 4 exons.